UUACAGGAAUCAGUCAUGGGACUGCUGCUACCUCUCCUUCUUGCUUUACUCUCCUGUUUGAUUGGAGGACUCUACCUACUUGGUGUGUUUCGACGGCACCGACCAGGUGAACCCCCUUUGGAUAAGGGGCUCAUCCCUUGGCUGGGUCAUGUCUUGGAGUUUAGCAGGAACGCAUUCAAAUUCAUCGAGAUGAAGAAGCAAAAACACGGUGAUGUGUUCACAGUGCUGCUGGGAGGGUGUUAUAUCACAUUCCUUCAGGAUCCUCUGUCGUUGGGGGCUUUUGUUAAGGAGAGUCGAGAAAAACUGGACUUCAGACCGUUUGCUAAACAGCUGGUGCAGAGAGUGUUUGGAUAUGUGUCAGGGGAGCAUGACCACACUUUUCUCAGGGCCACCAGCAACAAGAACCUCCAGGGGGAAGGCCUGAAGGUAUUAUCACAAGCUAUGAUGGAUAAUUUGCAGAAUCUGAUGUCUCGUGAAAUCGGCUCAGCAGCAGACGAAAGCAGCUGGAAAGAAGAUGGACUGUUUAUGUACAGCUACAAUAUCCUUUUCAGGGCCAGCUACUUAACUCUGUAUGGCAAUGCAUCUCCCAAGUCAGAAGAAGGUGAGGAGAAAGCCAAAGAGAAAGACAGAGCGGAAUCUGAAGCCUUGUUUAAAGAGUUUCGUAAAUUUGACCAACUCUCCCCCAAAUUGGCUUACGGGGUCCUCUCACCGAGGGAAAGGUUGGAAGCAAAGACGCUGAGGGAACUAAUCUGUAACACUCUGUCGGUGCAGAAGAUGAAGAUGAAGAACGAAAUCAGUGGCUGGAUCUGGGACAUGCACCAGUAUCGAGAGGAGAAUGGUAUGAAGGAAUCAAUGAUAAACAGAUACAUGUUGGCGCUUCUUUGGGCCUCUCAGGGCAACACAGGGCCAGCUUCAUUCUGGCUGCUCCUCUUCCUCAUGAAACACCCAGAAGCCAUGAGAGCAGUGAAGGAAGAGAUUGAUAAGGUUCUGAAGGAAUCAGGGCAGGAAGUCAGACGUGGUGGCCCUUCUAUCAACCUGACCUUUGAAAUGCUGAAGGAAACACCCAUCCUGGACAGUGCUUUGGAAGAGACCCUCCGACUCUGUGUUGCACCUGUCAUCACCAGAGUUGUGCUCCAGGAUAUGACUCUCAAGAUGGCAGAUGGGCGUGAAUAUAUCAUCCGCAAAGGUGACAGAUUGGCUAUGUUUCCUUAUUCUGCUGUUCACAUUGACCCAGAGAUCCACCCUGACCCACAUUCAUUCAAAUAUGACCGCUUUCUGAAUCCUGACGGGAGCAAGAAAACAGACUUUUACAAGAAUGGGCAGAAGGUGAAGUUUCACUCCAUGCCGUGGGGCUCUGGGGUCUCUAUGUGUGCCGGGCGUUUCUUUGCCUCCAGUGAAAUUAAGCAGUUGGUUUUCCUGGUGUUGGCCUAUUUUGAGAUUGAGCUAAAGAAUCCUGAGGAGAAGAUACCUGAAUUCGACUUCAGCCGAUGGGGCAUGGGAACCAUGCAUCCUAACAGAGAGGUCCAGUUUCGAUACCGACCAACAUUUUAAACCCAACUAAUCAUUUUGACAUCUCUG
Molecule: messenger RNA, 1578 nt
Organism: Pleuronectes platessa (European plaice)
Lineage: Eukaryota; Metazoa; Chordata; Actinopteri; Pleuronectiformes; Pleuronectidae
Product: 7-alpha-hydroxycholest-4-en-3-one 12-alpha-hydroxylase-like
Exons: 1
Coding region: 16-1551 (511 amino acids)
Molecular function (GO): iron ion binding; sterol 12-alpha-hydroxylase activity; heme binding
Source: RefSeq, a predicted model, not a curated record